AUGGCAACUCUGACGCAGCCAAUGUUCUGGGGUGAUAGGCAGCCUCCCACAACAUCUCCGUACCUGUCCUAUGAACAGCCCCCAUCAUCAGCUCCGUAUCUGUCCUAUGAACAGCCCCCACCAUCAGCUCUGUAUCUGUCCUAUGAACAUCCCCCACCAUCAGCUCUGAAUCUGUCCAUUGAACAUUCCCCACCAUCAGCUCCGUACCUGUCCUAUGAACAGCCCCCACAAUCAGCUCUGUAUCUGUUCUAUGAACAUACCCCACCAUCAGCUCCAUAUCUGUCCUAUGAACAGCCCCCACCAUCAGCUCUGUAUCGGUCCUAUGAACAUCCCCCACCAUCAGCUCCGUACCUGUCCUAUGAACAACCCCCACCAUCAGCUCUGUAUCUGUCCUAUGAACAUCCCCCGCCAUCAGCUCUGAAUCUGUCCAUUGAACAUCCCCCACCAUCAGCUCCGUACCUGUCCUAUGAACAACCCCCACCAUCAGCUCUAUAUCUGUCCUAUGAACAGCCCCCACCAUCAGCUCCGUAUCUGUCCUAUGAACAGCCCCCACCAUCAGCUCUGAAUCUGUCCAUUGAACAGCCCCCACCAUCAGCUCUGUAUCUGUCCUAUGAACAUCCCCAGCCAUCAGCUCCGUAUCUGUCCUAUGAACAUCCCCCACCAUCAGCUCUGUAUCUGUCCUAUGAACAUCCCCCACCAUCAGCUCGGUAUCUGUCCUAUGAACAUCCCCCACCAUCAGCUCCGUAUCUGUCCUAUGAACAGCCCCCACCAUCAGCUCUGUAUCGGUCCUAUGAACAUCCCCCGCCAUCAGCUCUGAAUCUGUCCAUUGAACAUCCUGCACCAUCAGCUCCAUAUCUGUCCUAUGAACAGCCCCCACCAUCAGCUCUGAAUCUGUCCAUUGAACAUCCCCCACCAUCAGCUCCGUAUCUGUCCUAUGAACAGCCCCCACCAUCAGCUCCGUAUCUGUCCCAUGAACAGCCCCCACCAUCAGCUCCAUAUCUGUCCUAUGAACAGCCCCCACCAUCAGCUCUGAAUCUGUCCGUUGAACAUCCCCCACCAUCAGCUCCGUAUCUGUCCUAUGAACAGCCUCCCACAACAUCUCCGUACCUGUCCUAUGAACAGCCCCCACCAUCAGCUCUUUAUCUGUCCUAUGAACAUCCCCCACCAUCAGCUCUGAAUCUGCCCAUUGAACAUCCCCUACCAUCAGCUCCGUACCUGUCCUAUGAACAACCCCCACCAUCAGCUCUGUAUCUGUCCUAUGAACAGCCCCCACCAUCACCUCCAUAUCUGUCCUAUGAACAGCCCCCACCAUCAGCUCUGAAUCUGUCCAUUGAGCAUCCCCCACCAUCAGCUCCGUAUCUGUCCUAUGAACAGCCCCCACCAUCAGCUCUGUAUCGGUCCUAUGAACAUCCCCCACCAUCAGCUUCGUAUCUGUCCUAUGAACAGCCCACACCAUCAGCUCCGUAUCUGUCCUAUGAACAGCCCCCACCGUCAGCUCUGUAUCUGUCCUAUGAACAGCCCCCACCAUCAGCUCUGAAUCUGUCCAUUGAACAUCCUCCACCAUCAGCUCCGUAUCUGUCCUAUGAACAGCCCCCACCAUCAGCUCUGUAUCUGUCCUGUGAACAACAUCCACCAAACGCUGCAUAUCAGAGACAUUUUUAG
This is a messenger RNA of Protopterus annectens (West African lungfish), 1662 nucleotides long. Its product is annotated as extensin-2-like. The coding region runs from base 1 to 1662 and encodes 553 amino acids. NCBI's taxonomy places the organism in Eukaryota, Metazoa, Chordata, Ceratodontiformes, Protopteridae. The transcript is spliced from 2 exons. The record is from RefSeq and is a predicted model, not a curated record.